Messenger RNA from Huiozyma naganishii CBS 8797, 2019 nucleotides. RefSeq names its product bifunctional K:H/Na:H antiporter NHX1 (gene NHX1). The transcript has a single exon. Gene Ontology annotation, molecular function: sodium:proton antiporter activity. The coding region runs from base 1 to 2019 and encodes 672 amino acids. NCBI's taxonomy places the organism in Eukaryota, Fungi, Ascomycota, Saccharomycetes, Saccharomycetales, Saccharomycetaceae. Gene Ontology annotation, biological process: sodium ion transport; vacuolar acidification; proton transmembrane transport. The record is from RefSeq and is a predicted model, not a curated record. Gene Ontology annotation, cellular component: late endosome; early endosome; fungal-type vacuole membrane.
AUGAUUCAGCGAUAUCUGCUCACUUUGGCCUUGAACUUUGCUUGGUCCUAUGCCAAGAAUUUUGCCGUAUCGAGGAGCGGAGAUGACGAUGACGAAUUUCUACCAGUGCCCAGUGCACCAAGUUCAGCAGACCCAAUUGUAGGGGAUCCUGAGGAGGACCUGAACCCAGUCACAGAGGAGAUGUUUUCUUCAUGGGCUCUUUUCAUCAUGUUAUUUUUACUCAUUUCUGCUCUUUGGUCAAGUUAUUACUUAACCCAAAGGAAGAUUAGGGCUGUUCAUGAAACCGUCCUGUCCAUUUUCUACGGUAUGGUCAUAGGUUUGAUUAUCAGAAUGACACCUGGGCAUUACAUACAGGAUACGGUGACGUUCAACUCAUCUUACUUCUUCAAUGUGUUGCUACCUCCUAUUAUUCUAAAUUCUGGGUACGAGCUGAAUCAGGUGAAUUUCUUCAAUAAUUUCUGGUCAAUAUUGAUGUUUGCAAUACCCGGUACGUUCAUAUCUGCCGUGGUGCUGGGGGUUAUACUUUUCAUUUGGACGGCAUUGGGUUUGGAGAGUGUAGAUAUUUCGUUGGUCGAUGCAUUAUCGGUGGGUGCUACCCUAUCAGCCACAGAUCCUGUCACCAUCUUGUCUAUUUUCAACGCAUACAAAGUGGAUCCGAAACUGUAUACCAUUAUCUUUGGGGAGUCUUUGCUGAACGAUGCAAUCUCGAUUGUGAUGUUUGAGACAUGCCAGAAAUUUCGGGGUCAGCCAGCCACCAUCUCAUCAUUUUUUGAAGGUAUCGGACUUUUCCUGAUGACUUUCUCUGUUUCUCUGUUAAUUGGGGUUUUAAUUGGUAUACUAGUUGCAUUGCUCUUAAAGCACACCCACAUUAGAAGAUUCCCGCAAAUUGAGAGCUGCCUAGUGCUUCUGAUCGCUUACGAAUCAUAUUUCUUCUCUAACGGAUGCCACAUGUCGGGUAUUGUCUCACUGUUGUUUUGUGGGAUCACGUUGAAGCACUAUGCCUAUUACAAUAUGUCAAGAAGAACGCAGAUCACAAUCAAAUACAUAUUCCAAAUGCUGGCAAGACUUUCCGAAAAUUUCAUCUUCAUUUAUCUAGGGUUGGAGCUAUUUACCGAGGUGGAAUUGGUUUACAAACCAUUACUGAUCAUUGUUACAGCCAUCUCCAUCUGUGUAGCCCGGUGGUGUUCUGUUUUCCCCCUAUCCCGCCUUGUCAACUGGAUUCACAGAGUGAAAGUUAUGAGAUCAACCCCGCUAGAAAUGAGGUCGACGAUUGCCAUUUCAGACGAAAUACCUUAUAAUUAUCAAGUUAUGACUUUUUGGGCAGGAUUGCGUGGUGCUGUGGGUGUUGCAUUGGCACUGGGUAUCCAAGGUGAGUAUAAAUUCACCCUCUUGGCGACCGUUCUAGUUGUCGUUGUACUAACUGUCAUUAUCUUUGGGGGCACAACAGCAAGUAUGUUGGAGAUGCUAAACAUUAAGACGGGGUGUGUUAAUGAGGAUGAUGACAGCGAUGAUGAAUUUGAUAUCGAGGCAGUGAGGCCAAUUACUAUUUACGGGUCAGGUAGCACCGGUCAGACGUACUCUGAUGAAAGCUUAGAGUAUCCAAAUAUAUCAGAGGCAGACAGCAGAAUAGCGAUGACCGAACCUAAUAAUGGCGUGAAUUUUACUAACAGAAACGGGUCGACAAUGAGUGUUUCAGGUAGAGGUGUUGGGAAGGACGCUGUAAAGAUGACAACGACACAACGGAGCAAUUUCAGCUCAAGUCAUAUCCUGCUCCCCACCGAUGACGGGUUGUCUAAUACAAACACGGCACCGUCCGUCGCUGGAGGUUAUCUCGAUAGAACAAAUUUGAGUAACAAACUCAGUGGGUUCUUCAACCCCGACUCUCAAUGGUUCCAAAACUUUGAUGAAAACGUUCUGAAACCGGUAUUUUUAGAUGCGAAUGAUGCAAAGGAAAAUCGAGAACCGAGUACAUCGAGGGCAGGCACACCACAGGUAACAUCCAAUCGUAGGAAUCAGUGA